Ostrinia furnacalis (Asian corn borer) is the source of this 1554-nucleotide messenger RNA. RefSeq names its product eukaryotic translation initiation factor 2 subunit beta (gene eIF2beta). The coding region runs from base 100 to 1017 and encodes 305 amino acids. Gene Ontology annotation, molecular function: mRNA binding; translation initiation factor binding; translation initiation factor activity. The transcript has a single exon. Lineage: Eukaryota; Metazoa; Arthropoda; Insecta; Lepidoptera; Crambidae. Gene Ontology annotation, cellular component: eukaryotic translation initiation factor 2 complex. The record is from RefSeq and is a predicted model, not a curated record. Gene Ontology annotation, biological process: formation of translation preinitiation complex; translational initiation.
GUUUUCUUUCAUUUCUCAACUCAAAGGGUCAGUACAUUUUGGUACAUUUUCUAACCAAAAAGACAUCGAGUGUGUUGUGUUAUUUUAAAUUGUGCAAUCAUGGAAGAAGAAAUGAUAUUUGAUCCUUCUCUCAAGAAGAAAAAGAAGAAGAAGAUUGGAUUCGACGUAGAUGCAGCGCUAGCUGAGCAAGAAAACACGAGCGUGGAAGCACCCGCUGAGACAGGUGACGUCGACGUGCCCGACGACGAUAACCUUGAUUUAGAUACUUUUGGGAAAAAGAAGAAGAAGAAAAAGAAGUUCUUCAAUCUGGAUGAAAUAGAGAACGCCCUGCCAGAGACUCCUCCGGCAGAGGAGCCAGACCCGCAGGAAGAGGAGGUCGUAGACGAUUUAGUGCUAGAGAUAGAUUUUUCGAAGAGUAAAAAGAAGAAGAAGAAGAAAAACGUAGAUGAUCUGCCUACAGAAGAUGAUGUCAAAGGUGAAGAUCAAGAAAAUGUUGAAGAUGUACAUGGUGACUGGAUUGGCAGCGAUCGCGAUUACACUUAUGACGAACUUCUCGAAAGGGUCUUUGACAUCAUGCGCGAGAAGAACCCUAGCAUGGUCUCAGGAAAGAAACAAAAGUUUAUAAUGAGGCCGCCCCAGGUUGUUCGAAUUGGUACAAAGAAGACAUCUUUUGCCAACUUUACAGAAAUCUGCAAAACCCUUCACAGGCAACCAAAACAUUUGCUAGAUUUCUUACUUGCUGAGUUAGGUACUAGUGGGUCAGUGGAUGGUAACAGUCAACUUAUUAUUAAGGGCCGUUUCCAGCAAAAACAGAUAGAGAAUGUCCUUCGUAGAUACAUCAAAGAAUAUGUUACAUGCCACACAUGCCGCUCUCCUGAUACCAUUCUCCAAAAAGAUACUCGAUUGUUCUUCCUUCAGUGUGAAACAUGUGGAUCACGCUGCUCCGUUGCUAGUAUCAAGUCUGGUUUCCAGGCAGUCACUGGCAAACGUGCAGCCAUUCGUGCAAAGACUGCAUAAAGUAUUAGUGCAUAGUGAUAAACUAAUUUUACUGUUAAGGGUCUGGGGUACAUACAAUAAUAAUUCUUGUCUGUGUAUUUUUUGAGUCAUACCUAUCUGUUCAAAUCUGGUGCUGACAUUUGUAAUUGUGUUCAACAAUUGUGCAAUCGAAUAUUAUAAUUAUUAGACUUGGUUAGGUAAAGGUAUGUAUGUACCUUGGGCUCUAAUCAAAAAUAUGUUUGUAUUUAAAAAAAAAGCUGUUUUGCUCUUGUUUAGAUUAACUUUCACAAUUUAAUACCAUGCCAUGUUAUUAUGUGCAGUGUACAAGAUUAUGCUUUGCAAUAGCUGGUCUAAUAUUUGCAAAGCUGUAUAGUUAGCUAAAGUUUUUUUUGUAUGAAAUUGUGUUGUAUAAAUACAUAUUAUGUGCUCAAAUAGUAACUCUUGGAACCAUUAAUGAACAAAAGGUUUAUAUGGAUGUACCCCAUCAUCCUGUAAUCCCAAUAUUUAUGUAUAGCUCACUUCUGUAUUAUUCUCAUCAUUGAUACACAAUGUUUUAUA